GUGGGUCCAGAAUGGGCUCGCGCUCUCUCUCGCUAGUGGAAAAUCACUUUGGCCUUGCGUUAAGCGGUUGCACGGUUGCAAAAUAUGGCGACUGCAGGAGACUCCAGGGGGGAACUGCAGAAGGAAUUAGUCUGCUCCAUUUGCCUCGAUUAUUUUGACGACCCCGUGAUUUUAAAAUGUGGCCACAAUUUUUGUCGCAUGUGCAUUUUGAUGCACUGGGAAGAAAAUGGAGGAGACGACGUGGGUUACCAAUGUCCGGAGUGCAGGAUGGUGUUCGCCAAAAUGGGUUUCACCAAGAACUACCUGGUGAAGAACUUGGUGGAUAAACUGAGAGACUUUGAUUAUCUGAAGACGUGUAGGCCCUCUGCGCCCCCAAAACCAGUGAAGAUGGACGGCAAAUGUGAGCGACACCACGAGGAACUCAAACUGUAUUGCCAUACGGACAGAAAGGCCAUCUGCGUGGUGUGCCGAGAGUCUAGAGCCCACAGACGCCAUGAUGUUGCUCCUGUUCCGGAGGUUGUUGAAGACAUGAAGAGUGAGCUAAAGUUAAGACUCAUUAAACUGAACUGGCAGAAGUCCAUGUGUUCAAGAGUAAAGAGCGCAGAUGAGCAAGCCAAAACCGAUGUCAAGCUCAAAAAGCAAGCCCUGAAAGAGAAGAUCGAGGAAGAUGUUGGUGCCCUGGUUCAGUUUUUGCUGGAUGAGAAGGAUGAUCUCUUGGAAAGACUGGAGACUGAAGCAAUAGUCACCGUCGAACUGCUAGACGAAAACUUGAAGCGUGUGGAAAACGAGGCAGCCAAGGUGGACAAGGCCAUUGCUGAAAUUCAGAACCAGCUUUGUGAUGACACUAACUUUGAGAAUAUCAGUAAUUCCUACUCAAGCCCCUGCCAUGUCAACCUUGAUGUUCAGGCCUCUUCCUGCCCUCCAGAUUUCUCAGAGUUCACAGGUCCUUUUCAGCUCAUCAUGUGGAAGAAGAUGAUGCACGUUUUACACACCAUGCCACAGAACCUAACUUUAGAUCUGGACACCGCUCACCCCUCGUUGGCCAUCACCGACUUCGACACCAAGGUGGAGGAGGGUCGUGUCCGCGUCCAGGAGCCCGACAUGCCGCAACGGUUCACGCGUUUCUUUGGGGUCCUCGCCACGGCUCAGUAUUCCAGCGGCCAGCACUACUGGGAAGUGGACGUACGGGACAAAGGUGUCUGGUAUCUGGGCGUCACCACGGAGUACAGCAACCGUAAGGGUUUUGUCAAUCUUUCACCCUCCGCAGGCUACUGGAGCCUGUGUCUUCAAGACCGGCUAUAUGCCAACGAAGAGGACUCGCGUGUGCCCGUGGCGGACUACUGGAACUCGCCUCGCGUCGGUGUCUUCCUGGAUUACGACAGAGGCCACGUUACUUUCUUCGACGCCGUCACCAUGAAGCGCAUCUAUAACUUUGUUACGUUCUUCGACGAACCCGUGUCGCCUUUCUUUAGCCCCGGGAAAAACGAUCCAGGCAGCCGACUGCAAAUAUGCCAUUUCUACUGAAAACCACAAGACGUGUGCCGCGUAUCUGUGGAUAUGAAGAAAUAAAAACUAAAGGCUACUGUUGUUGCUUUUAUGCUAUUAAGAAAAACUAAACGUUUUAGGGCACUUUCCUCCUGAUUGCUGAGAGGUUGUGUUCAAGUGCUGUGGGGUUCUUGGAUUCAGUUGAUCUGAAUUAAGAACUAGUUGUGUAACCGCUUUCAUACACCAUAAUCGAGUGUAUUUCUCUUGAAUUAUGAUGUAGCCCCGAUGACAUUCAGGUAGAGAGACUUUGCAGGUUUUUACGGAAAACCUGAGCUGCUUCGUGUUAGGGAUGGCUAACAAUUAAUCGCAAUUAAUCUAUAGCAGAAUAAAUGUUUUUGUUUACAUCAAAUAUGUGUGUGUGAACGGUGUACAAUAAUUAUGUAUAUAUAAAUAUGCAAACAUGCAUGUAUAAUUUUAAGAAGAAAAAAAUAUAGUUAUAUAUUAUAAUAUAAAUUAUACAUAAAUAUACAACUGUAUAUGCACAUGUAGACAUUUCUUAAUUAUAUAAAUGCAUGUGUGUGCAUUUAUCUAUACAAAGUUAUUAUACACAGUUCACGCACAUUUAUGAUGUAAACAAAAACUUUAAUUCUGCUGUAGAUUAAUCGCGAUUAAUCGUAAGCCAUCCCUUCGUGUAGUCUUGUCUCUGACCUCACUGUUAAUGAAGACCAAAUAAUUUGUCAGGUCGAAAACUGAAUCAGUGGUUAAAAUAAGCUAAAUUUAAUGCAACUUGUGUAUUUGGCAAAUAACUUUAAGAUUUUUGGUUACCACUGUGUAUCCCAUGAUAUGGAUUUUGUUAACAUAUUAAUUUACUUCAUGCCAUUUUAUUUGUAAAAAUAUACGUAUUUGUAACCUAUCAUGUUGUUUAAAGUUAUCAGAUCCGUUGUGUAAUGUUGUACAAACCUAUCUUAGCUACAGACUGCUAUGCAGUGGAGGACAUGUGAAGAGUUUCCAGCAAAUAAUGACAACGUUUUUGCUUUUGGGUGAAAUAUCCCUUUAAUAGAGACUUGUUUAUAUAAAUGAUUCCAAUUUACAUUACUUCAUUUUUUUUCCAUUUCAGGACUAGGCCUAGUUAUAUUAGGACAUUUAUAUAGUUUUUUU
This is a messenger RNA of Paramisgurnus dabryanus, 2643 nucleotides long. It is a transcript of the gene trim47, whose product is annotated as tripartite motif containing 47. The record is from RefSeq and is a predicted model, not a curated record. Gene Ontology annotation, molecular function: zinc ion binding; protein binding. Lineage: Eukaryota; Metazoa; Chordata; Actinopteri; Cypriniformes; Cobitidae.